Messenger RNA from Castor canadensis (American beaver), 2157 nucleotides. NCBI's taxonomy places the organism in Eukaryota, Metazoa, Chordata, Mammalia, Rodentia, Castoridae. The record is from RefSeq and is a predicted model, not a curated record.
UUCAAAAUCAAGAAAAUUCAGAAUAGCAAUAUAAAUGGCGUAAUAACAGUAGAAUGGACUGGUUUAUAUUUGGCUGAAAAUGAGUCACCACUUCACAAAGUAAUGUAAUUCUAAGUAUUUAAUUACAGGCUUUUUUGUUUUGUUUUUAAGUUUCCAGGCCUAUAAAAAGUCUACCAUUUCUGUAGAAAGAUAAUUAAUUGCUUAGGGUCUUACCUUGCCUCCAUUUUGCAUCUCCUUGUUAGAGAUUUGACAUUGUCUUUGAAACAUUUAAUGAAAAACAUUGAAACCAGUUAAAAUUAGCUUUGCUUUCCAUUUCUCCACUCACUACAUUUAUCUCAUCUUGUUUUGUUUUAGAUCACUGUGUCCACUACUAUGAUCUUCGUAACACUAAACAGCCAAUCAUGGUGUUCAAGGGACACAGAAAAGCAGUCUCUUAUGCAAAGUUUGUGAGUGGUGAGGAAAUUGUCUCUGCCUCAACAGACAGCCAGCUAAAACUCUGGAAUGUAGGGAAGCCAUACUGUCUACGUUCCUUCAAGGGGCAUAUCAAUGAAAAAAACUUUGUAGGCCUCGCUUCCAAUGGAGAUUAUAUAGCUUGUGGAAGUGAGAACAACUCCCUCUACCUGUACUAUAAAGGACUAUCUAAGACUUUGCUAACUUUUAAGUUUGAUACAGUUAAAAGUGUUCUGGAUAAAGACCGAAAAGAAGAUGAUACAAAUGAGUUCGUUAGUGCUGUGUGCUGGAGGGCACUACCAGAUGGGGAGUCCAAUGUGCUGAUUGCUGCUAACAGUCAGGGUACAAUUAAGGUGCUAGAAUUGGUGUGAAGGGUGUACUGAAGUCAAAUUGUGCUUGAUCCUGCUGAAAUACAUCUGCAGCUGACAAUGAGAGAAGAAAACAGAAAUGUCAUGUGAAGACUCUCCCCAAAGUUGUCAUGGGUUUUGGAUUUCUCUUGAGUACCUUUUUCCUUUUUUUCCUCCUUUUAUGACCUUUGGGACAUUGGGAAUACCAAGUGAACUCUACACCAUCAAUGUAACUCCACGGACUUUGCUGCUGUUGGUGGUGUGGUUAUCUAAUUUUUGUGAUAGGAAAACAAAUUCUUUUGAAUAAAAAUAAAUAACAAAAAAAUAAAAGUUUAUUGAGCCACAGCUAAUCAGGAAAAGUUUUUGUCAAAUGUUGGAAGAUAUACUCUUCAAUAAGUAACACACAUGAACUAAGCAAAAUGUACCAGUGAAUAAUUUUAAAGUCUCUUUGGAAUUAUGCCUAUCAGUGUAAACAAAGUAUGAAGUGAACCUUCCAGUGAGCUCAGUGUUGUUUACAGUAGAAAAGAUUAUAUUAUGAAUUCCUUCAUUCUCUGACCAGAUUUGUAUUCAUCAGCUAGUAGAAAAGAUUAUAUUAUGAAUUCCUUCAUUCUCUGACCAGAUUUGUAUUCAUCAGCUAUGCCAUACUCUUCAGUCCCUCUGGAUCUGGCCAUUGACCUGAAAUUUUGACUUAUUGAGGCCACAUUCAAACAGAAAGGGAAUGUCAGUCUUUAAAAACGGUAGUUUUCUCUUUGCCUUUUAAGGAUCAUACAAACAUACUAUAAGUCCUAAAUGUGUACCAAAUCAGCUUGCUUUCAUAAAAAUCAUAGCCUUCAGUCAUAGCUAUCAGUACCAACCAGAAGUAAUCAGAGACUUAGAACAAGGGUCAGCAAGCAAACUUUCAGGCUCUGCAGGCCAUGGGUCUCUGUUACAGCUGCUCAGUUCUGCCAGUAAUCAGGUGAGUAGCCACAGACAAAGUGUGAAGAAAUGGAUAUGACAAGAACACAAGUGGAGUUUCACAUUUUGCCAGCCCCUGACUUAGUGGAAAAGGGUUCCAAACUCUAUGACCUAGGUUUAAAAGCCAUGUAAUCUCUUAGAUUGCUUAGUUAAUUUUAUAAACUGAUUGCAGUUUGUAAAUGGAAAGAAGUUAGAAUUUCAGGUCAAGUAAAAAUGACAUUAAAAGCUACUUUAAAAAUCUGGACACUUUUUAGCAAAAGAUGUAAGCAAAAUUAUCUUCCAUCAUUUUAUAAAAAAUAAAACACUUGAAGAGGGUUAUUGGUUGACUAAAGCUAUACAUGAUGGGGAUAAAUCAGAAUAUCCCAGUGUAUCCCUCAAGUUAAAAUUAUUAAAAUCUAGAACUCUU